UUGAGGCAAUGAGCCAUACUGCAACGAUUGACAAAAUAGGUGAUGAAUUGGCCGAUAAAGAACAUGAGCACAAUUCUUUAGGAUUAAUGGGCCAAUCUGAUCAAUACCCUUAGACUUGGACGGAUUCAAACGAGUUAGAGCAUUGAACACAUCAUCCACUGUGGGCGUGGCAUUGUCUGCAAUUAUGGAGGGUGGUGUAUUUAAAUGGAUCACAUUUCAAGAGAUACUGUUUCUCUUCAUAUCUUGUUCAGUAUUAGCGUUCCUAUUAAGAUCACAGGAUAGCCUAGAGUUUAAACUAGUACUUAACGUAACUACUGAGGAAAGGGCGGCGAGAGAGAAUUAUGCCAAUCAGAAAUUCCCUCUUAGAAAUGAAAAACUUCCUUUGCCUAUUGUAACUGAUUUGGAAAGUGAUGGACAAACAGAUGUUAUACUAGUCAGUGCUGAUAAGGUACUCAAUGUAUACUCACGCCAUUAUACACCUUCUUAUCUUGGACACCAUGGGAUCAAACACAGUAAUAAAAAUGUGUCAUUGUCAAAGACGUCACGUGUUGUUGCUAUGACAACCGGUUUCCUACAACCAUACCAGUCAGUGGUACAAGUACGCAAGCAGGUAAUAGCAGUCCUGUAUUCUGAUUGGACGCUCAGUUGUUAUAAUCACAACCUCAAACUGAUGUGGAGCCAAAAAUUGAAUGAAAAGGAAAUCCCAAUUUCCAGUGAAGCUAGUUUGUUAGUGUCGGCCAUUAGCAUCAAGAAGAGUCCAGCUGGAGUUAUACUAGUAGGAGGAAGAAUUAAUGGAAACUAUGACAAUAAUAAUAAUAAUGAUAAUAUUGGAGGAGAUAGUGAUAAGAGAAGGAUGAGAAGAGGAGCAGAACAGGAAAAGAUGGAGCAUCAAAAAUUGGAGUCAUUGGGUCAUUAUUGUACUUAUGCUGUUAGCGGUAAGACUGGCGAGUUGCUAUGGAAACACGAACCAGGAGACUUUGAGGUCCAUCCUGCAUAUGACAUUGGAUUAUCAUCAUUCACACAUUUCAAGUUAUUAUUUCAUAAAUAUUUACUACAUGAAGGAGAGGUCUCCUGGCAUCAGUACAGCUCAGCUAUUCGUCAAAUAAUGCCUCAUUCGUGGACUGAUGAUUUUGAUACAAAGUUAGAGUUGGCACAAUUUAAUAAAGAUAAGAAGAAAUCAGAUGAACCAGGAGUCACUGAUCAUAAGGGGGUGUCACUUACAUAUAGACUGUAGUUACACUUGCGACCGCGAUCAAAAGCUUUGAUCUGCAUAAAAAGACCUUUGAUACCUUGAUCUACACGCUUGAUUUCCCUUGAUGCUUGAUUUUGAUGAGCUCACGUGCGUGCACAGCUAAUUAAAAAUUCAUAGAUCUGCAUAAUCAAAGAUAUACGGAAAAUAUACAUAUCUUGAUGCCUGCUACGACUGUCUUGAUCCCUUGAUUGCAAUCCGAUUGUCCCUUUGAUGUCUUGAUUUUGAUUUGAUCGCGGUCGCAAGUGUAACUACAGGCUUGAUGAAAUUGAUACCCCCUUGCUCUUUCUCUCUCUUUCUCUUCCCCCUCUCUCUCUCUCU
Amphimedon queenslandica is the source of this 1570-nucleotide messenger RNA. RefSeq lists its product as uncharacterized. The transcript is spliced from 11 exons. The coding region runs from base 185 to 1234 and encodes 349 amino acids. NCBI's taxonomy places the organism in Eukaryota, Metazoa, Porifera, Demospongiae, Haplosclerida, Niphatidae. The record is from RefSeq and is a predicted model, not a curated record.